GCGCACAACACUAUUGCUAUAUUGCGGUUUGCCAUUUACCGCACACGUGCUGAGGUUUUGUGAUAUUUUUACUAAAUUAAUUUAAAUUACAGUGUCUUCUGGAGCAGAUUAAAGCGUUCCUGUGUCAAGAAAAUAUUUAGAAACAACUAAGCAUCAUUAGUUUUGAGGAAUAGUAAGAAAAUUUAAUGGCAAUGGUGACAGAAGUCAAGGCGAACGGCGGGGAGAUGGAGAAUCCUGUGGAGCUGGUGCCAGCUCUGGCUGAGAAGCCGGCCGGGCUGCCCCCGGGCAAAUAUUCACUUGUUGGCUGGGACAUGGAUACCACGGGCCGCAGGCUUAUUGACGAGAUAUGCCAAAUAGCCGCGUACACGCCCAAGCAGCAAUACUCCCAGUACAUAAUGCCGUACGGAGACCUGAACCCGGGCGCGCGGCGGCGACACAACGUGAGAGUCGUCACCGUCGGCAGAUAUCGGAUGCUCAAAGACACCAAUACUCACAAGAUACUAAAAACAAAGUCUGAAAUCUCCGCGCUGACUGACUUCCUGGACUGGCUGGAGAAGGAGAAGGGCGACGGCAGCGUGAUCCUCAUCUACCAUGAGCCGCGGCGCCUCAGCCCCACCAUGUUACUCGAGGCCCUCACCAGGUACAAGUUACUGGACCGCUUCAAAUCCAUAGUGGCUGGCUUCACCGACAGCUAUGCACUAGCCGCAGACAAGUGCAAGUCCACUGUCAAGUCUGUGUCUCUCCGAGUGCUGGCCCGAGUGCUGCUGGACGCUGACUCGCUGUCCGUUGACUCUGCCCUGGAUAGGGCUGCCGCCGCUUAUAGGAUUGUGGAGCAUCUAGCACAGGGGGAGCAGCAGGAGGUGGGUGCGGGGGGCGAGGGCGGGGACAUGCUGGACACGGCGCGGCUGUGGGCGCGGCCGGUGGCGGCGGAGCUGCGCGCGCUGCACGACCUCAAGACGCUGCUGGAGAGACAGAACACAUUUAGACCAGUAUUCGCACCACUGCUAAGGUCAGCUCGUCCGGAGAGGAAGCGAGUGACCCACCUCAGAAGGUUGCUGGCAGACGCUGGCCUGCUCUACUCCCAGCUGCAGACCGCUUGGGAAGACCACAAGCUGGAGGGACUAGAAAAGCAAUUAAAAUCCCUGACAGUGUCCGCGAAGGAUGAAGACAUUAAGGAGUUAAUAGAGAUUUUCGACUGCCAUUUCGACCCCGACAAGGAACCCAAGGGGCCCAAGCCCAGGGUACCCAGGAAUAGAACCAGGGCGACGCUGAGCUCGGGCGAGGCGGAGGCCAGCUCCAGCGACUCCCACGCGUCGCCGCACUGCUCGCCCACCAGCACCAGCGAUGUAGGCGGCGACCCUAGUCACCUGGUGAAGUCCGAACCUGAAGCAGUGGCCGCCAACUAACACCCGUCUCCAUAAAGCUUAGACUUUUCUACAUACUAUACUAUAUAGCAUACGAGGCCAUAGGACGUGACAAAACAUUUAUCGUAUUGUAAUAGGUUAAGUCUCAUUUGGAAUUGAAACUUAGUUUUGCAUGCAAACGGUGAACGCGUUAACACAUAUUAUUUUCUCUGUCACACCCAGAUAUUUUCUUUAUUUUUUUUUGCUUAUAAAAGUUCUAUAUAUAUAUAUAGUCGAUAAUGUAGUGAGUGCCUUAGCAACUCAGUGUUAUAAGAUAUAACUUUUGUAUAUCCAUAAUAAUAUUUUUGUGUCUACAAUUUCUACAUGUGUGAACAACGUUUUUGUUGUUUUAGCAAUGACGUAUACAUAAUAAAUGUAUUUUACGAUUUACACGGUUCUAGUUGGCAAUUAUGUUGUUGCUGUAAUGUUAGGGAUGAGAGCGAUAUUUUGUAUUUUAAAAAAUCACAUUUAACCGCUUGAAGAAUGUUAUAUUUAUUGUUUUUAGUUACAUUUGGAGCUCGAACGGAGAUACACAAGUACAAUUGGUUUAUACAACAUUUGUUUUAUACAAUGUGUGUGCAAUCACAUGGUAACGGAUGGACUGAUUUUUUUUUAACAUCCGUGAUAUUUUUAAAUAUUUUAUUUAUUUUGUUUUUCUUUCGCUGCUGUAGGCUGUUUACUGGGGUCACGCUUUGCCAUAGUAUGGGUCCAUACAUUUACCAUACAUUAAGCUAAAUAGAAACAAGUGUGUACCUAUUAACUUACCUCUAAUUUAGUUAGUUUUAACAUAGACUGUACAUAUAAUUUAAUUUCUUAUUUUGUUCAGAUCUCUAAUAAAUAUGUAAGUCUACAUAUGAA
Messenger RNA from Plodia interpunctella (Indianmeal moth), 2261 nucleotides. RefSeq names its product exuperantia (gene exu). Gene Ontology annotation, biological process: bicoid mRNA localization. The coding region runs from base 186 to 1406 and encodes 406 amino acids. NCBI's taxonomy places the organism in Eukaryota, Metazoa, Arthropoda, Insecta, Lepidoptera, Pyralidae. The record is from RefSeq and is a predicted model, not a curated record. Gene Ontology annotation, molecular function: protein homodimerization activity; RNA binding. The transcript has 10 exons.